This is a messenger RNA of Lachnellula hyalina, 1284 nucleotides long. RefSeq names its product Chorismate synthase (gene aro-2). NCBI's taxonomy places the organism in Eukaryota, Fungi, Ascomycota, Leotiomycetes, Helotiales, Lachnaceae. The record is from RefSeq and is a predicted model, not a curated record. Gene Ontology annotation, molecular function: FMN binding; chorismate synthase activity. The transcript is spliced from 2 exons. Gene Ontology annotation, biological process: chorismate biosynthetic process; aromatic amino acid biosynthetic process. The coding region runs from base 1 to 1284 and encodes 427 amino acids. Gene Ontology annotation, cellular component: cytosol.
AUGUCGACAUUCGGGCAGCAUUUCAGAGUCACCACUUAUGGCGAAUCCCACUGCCGCUCCGUGGGUUGCAUCGUCGAUGGAGUGCCCCCUGGAAUGGAGCUCACAGAAGCAGACAUUCAGCCCCAAAUGACCCGUCGACGCCCCGGCCAAUCAGCCCUCACCACCCCUCGCAACGAAGCAGAUAAGAUCGAAAUCCAAUCCGGUACCGAGUUUGGCAUCACCCUGGGCACUCCCAUCGCCAUGAUUGUGCGGAACCAGGACCAACGACCGAAAGAUUAUGGUAAUUCGACCAUGGAUCUUUACCCCAGACCUAGUCAUGCGGAUUGGACAUACCUGGAGAAAUAUGGCGUGAAGGCUAGCAGUGGGGGAGGACGAAGCAGUGCAAGGGAGACGGUGGGACGGGUGGCCGCCAGUGCCAUUGCGGAGAAGUAUUUGACGCUUUCGCAUGGUAUUGAGAUUGUGGCUUUCGUUUCGUCUGUCGGGGGUGUGCAUAUGUUCCCUCCUACAUCUACACAUCCUUCGCCGUCUACGAACCCAGCGUUCUUAUCACUCAUUGAGACAGUUACAAGGGACAAGGUGGACGAGUUUGUGCCUGUGCGGUGUCCAGACGAGGCAGCGUCGAAGCGAAUGGCGGAGGAGAUUGCGGCUUUCAGGGAUAGACACGAUAGUAUUGGGGGCACGGUUACGUGUGUUAUUAGGAAUGUGCCGAGCGGAUUGGGAGAGCCUGUCUUUGAUCGUAUGGAAGCUAUGCUUGCUCACGCCAUGUUGAGUAUUCCCGCAUCCAAAGGCUUUGAAGUUGGAUCUGGAUUCGGGGGCUGCGAAGUCCCUGGUUCAAUACACAACGAUCCUUUCAUCGUUGCCCCUGCUGUGCCACCGUUGGAGACGGGGGCUACAAGGAAUGGUAUCCCGAGACCGAGACUUACGACCAAGACGAACAACUCUGGUGGGAUUCAAGGAGGUAUUACGAAUGGUGCACCGAUCUACUUCCGCGUUGCUUUCAAGCCUCCUGCGACGAUUGGCCAAGCUCAGCAGACGUCUACCUACGAUGGUGAUGAGAACGGGACAUUGGAGGCGAAAGGAAGACAUGAUCCUUGCGUUGUUCCCAGGGCAGUGCCAAUUGUCGAAGCUAUGGCAGCACUGGUGGUUAUUGAUUCUUUGAUGAGUCAACAAUCAAGACAAGUUAGCAGGAGUUUAUUACCGCCGCUCAAACCCGCCGCCAAAUCAAUGGUUGGAGGAGCAGAAGCUAUGGCAAAGGCUGUUGAAAAUGGGGCUACUAAGCCUUAG